This is a messenger RNA of Anastrepha obliqua, 1465 nucleotides long. RefSeq names its product protein grindelwald (gene grnd). The record is from RefSeq and is a predicted model, not a curated record. NCBI's taxonomy places the organism in Eukaryota, Metazoa, Arthropoda, Insecta, Diptera, Tephritidae. The transcript has 3 exons. Bases 653 to 1375 code for a protein of 240 amino acids.
AAAAAGAAAAAUUAAAAAAAUAAAAUUUAUUAAAAAAAAUUGCUCCUGAAGAAGUCACCUGCAUAUAAAUCAGAAACCGUCUACAAGCAAGCAGUCGCGCUCCAACGCAUGAUUUCACACACAUGAAUACCAACGCAUAAUAUAUGCAUGUGCUCGUGUACCUGUAUAAGUCAAACCUUUUAUACACCGCUGAUCAGUUUGAAUGAAUCAUCAACAUCAACCUCGCAUCGCUACCAACCAACAGCCACCAAUUAGCCAAACAAUUAACCACACAUUCACACAUUUGCUUACCAAAAAAAUAAAAAACUCUGCUAUGCAUGUGUAGGUGUGUAAUCAAGCGACAAAACACGCAACAACUAAUUUUAUUAAAUAUUUAUUUGGAAGUCAGGUGCGAGUAAACAAAUCAUAAAAGCUGUUUUCUAUUCCAUUUUUGUAAAGAAAAAAUACAAAUAAAAAUUCAAGAAAAAUUACAAAAAAAAAUUAUCAAAACAAAAAUAAAAAGCAAAAUAAACAAAAAAUUACAAAACAAAAAAAUCUUAGCACCAGCAGUGAAACCAAUUAAAUUGACAAAUCAAAUACGAAAGUGCCCUAAUUUCAAGUUAAAUAUUUUGUUAAAAAUAUCAACGAACAGCAUCACAAGAAAACCCUCACUAUGACUAUCGCGUCAGGUUCUACAGCCAUGGCCCUACGCUUUGCAUCACUGCUGCUGCCUACUACGCUGGUCGUCGCCAAGGCAGCUUCUAGUGCCAAAGCCGCUGCAGCGCACGAUUGUCAGGGCAAGAUUUGCAAACCCAUUGAGGAGUACUGCUCGGUUUUUCUCGAAGGUUGUGAUCAGUGUGAGCGUAUUUGUGAUCCAGAAUCGCACAAUUUUCAACCGGAUUUGUGCGCGAGAGAAUGUGCCGACUACAACAAAUACGAUCCACUCAAAGCCGAAUUACACAGCAUUCACGAGCAACAAAAUACAAUACUGAUUCUACUGGUCGUACUACUCGCACUCAUCGCAAUCCGCUACAUCUACAAAUGCGUGCGCUGGCUACGAUGCAAGCGCUUCUGCACGUUGAUGCUAAAGAAGCUGCAUAAACAGCACGAAGCCGCGGGAGUGGAGGCCAACGGCAAGGAUUUAGUAAUCGGUGCGACAAUACCGAAUGUUAUGGCAAUAAACGGUGAUAUGGAACGGGCGCCAUCUCAGAUCUACAGCGUAACAGGGGCCGAAGGUUCAGUAAUGACAAUGACUACACCAGUAAGCACACGCUAUCCAGCAGAGAACAGUACAACACCAACAACAGUAGCGACAGAAUAUUCGUAUGAUAAUCAAGCGCUGGCAGUAACGCCUGUAUCAGAGAAACCAAAUGGUGGCGUUACCCAUGCCUUCUGAUCACACGCCCUGGAGUUGGCAAGAGGAACGAAGAAAAGCAUGUCAGAGGGGGGAAGUUAGAAGUGAUGAUGUGCGAAAAUGUAUUUAAAG